Messenger RNA from Sitophilus oryzae (rice weevil), 4528 nucleotides. RefSeq names its product ABC transporter G family member 36-like. The transcript has 27 exons. The coding region runs from base 271 to 4329 and encodes 1352 amino acids. Gene Ontology annotation, molecular function: ABC-type transporter activity; ATP binding; ATP hydrolysis activity. Gene Ontology annotation, biological process: transmembrane transport. The record is from RefSeq and is a predicted model, not a curated record. Lineage: Eukaryota; Metazoa; Arthropoda; Insecta; Coleoptera; Curculionidae. Gene Ontology annotation, cellular component: plasma membrane.
UGUACAUUUUGCCACUUUCCAAGACAUUGCAACGCGUAGACAAAUAUAACACAGAAGAUAAAAUAAUAUCUUUAUGAAUAAAUAAAUAUUUGGUAGCUGGUUUUUGAAAUAGAGAAUUUCAUUUCGCAAAAGUUUACUUAACGUAACUGCAGUCGUUAGCGUAGAAAUUAAGAUAAUAUGUAAUAAAAAGUAGCGUACAAAUUAGAACGAUUUAUAAAAAGUGUUCCAGUUGUUUUCUGUUGUGAUUUUUUCCAAAAAUUUUGAGUUAGGAUGAGCAGUGAGGAGAGGAUACCUCUUUUUCCAAAAAAUGGACUACAAAAUGGCGAAAAUUCGAAUGGAAGUUCUUCAGCUUCGGGAGAAGAACUCACUACCUUUAGAAUCCCAGUUUACGGUACGGCUAUAGAUCAAAGAGGAGUUCCAUCUAAAUCCAUACCACCUGAAGAAAGAAUUACAUAUUCUUGGAACUCAAUAAACGUGUUUGCCGAUACCAACGUACCCAAAAGUGAAAACUAUUGCUGCUGGUGUUGCAGACAGGAUGAACAAAAUAACCAACAAAAGAAACAUUUAUUGAAAAAUGUUAGCGGUAUUGCCAGACCAGGGGAAUUACUGGCAAUUUUAGGCUCAAGUGGAGCGGGCAAGACAACACUGCUUAACGCUCUGACGUUUCGUUCUAGUAAAAAUAUCACAAUUACUGGGACAAGAUGUGUUAAUGGUACUCCUGUGAAUUCGACUGCUUUGGCUAGUCGCUCAGCGUAUGUUCAACAGACUGAUAUGUUUAUUGGGACACUCACUGUCAAAGAACACUUGAUAUUUCAGGCACUGGUUAGAAUGGAUAAACAUUUUACUUAUGAACAACGAAUGCAAAGGGUGGAAGAAGUAAUAUCGGAGAUGUCGUUAAACAAAUGCGAGAACACCUGUAUAGGAAUCCCUGGUCGACUCAAAGGUUUAUCAGGGGGUGAACAGAAAAGACUGUCAUUUGGUUCUGAGGUACUCACUAACCCUUCGUUAAUGUUCUGCGAUGAACCAACGUCAGGGUUAGAUUCAUUUAUGGCAAUGAACGUUGUUCAAAUUCUGAAACAGAUGGCUUUUGCUGGUAAAACGGUGAUUUGCACAAUACAUCAACCAUCGUCUGAGUUAUACGCCAUGUUUGACAAAUUGCUGUUGAUGGCCGAAGGAAGAAUAGCAUUUUUAGGAACGCCAGAAGAAGCAGAUAUAUUUUUCAGGGAAUUAGAAGCACCUUGUCCGAAGAAUUAUAACCCAGCGGAUUAUUUUAUACAGUUGUUGGCAAUUGUACCCGAGAAUGAAGAGUCUUGCAAACACGCUGUGAAUAUGAUUUGUGACAAAUAUGAGAGGUCAGAAACUGGAAUGAGCGUUACUUUAGAAUCUAGUACUAAGAUAGGCGAGUUUUUAAAAAACACCGAGACGGAAAUAUGGCAGAACGGCAUCGGUGGAAUCGACAGCGGAAACAGAAGUCCUUACAGGGCGUCGUGGUGCGCGCAGUUCAGAGCCGUUUUAUGGAGAUCGUGGCUGAGUAUCUUGAAGGAGCCACUUUUGGUUAGAGUUCGCUUAUUGCAAACAAUCUUGGUGUCUUUAAUAUUGGGAUCUAUUUACUAUGGCCAGAUCGUAAACCAGGAUGGCGUUAUGAACAUAAACGGCGUGCUGUUCAUUUUUCUCACCAGCAUGACGUUUCAAAACGUUUUUGCCGUUAUAAGUGUAUUUUCAGCAGAACUACCUCUAUUUCUACGCGAGCACAAGAACGGAAUGUACCGAACCGAAGUAUAUUUUCUGGGUAAAACCAUAGCAGAAAUUCCGUUUUUCGUAUUUUUACCGAUAGUUUUUCUGUCGAUAUGUUACUUCCUCAUUGGUUUAAACAGCGAGACUCCCAGGUUUUUCAUAGCAUGUGGUAUAGUGGUUUUGGUUGCAAAUGCAGCGACUAGUUUUGGCUACUUAAUAUCCAGUAUUUCAUCCACUGUAUCCAUGGCCCUAUCCAUUGGACCACCUCUGAUAAUGCCCUUCUUGCUGUUUGGAGGAUUUUUCUUGAAUAUCGAUUCCAUACCUGUCUAUUUCGAGUGGCUGUCGUAUUUUUCUUGGUUUAAAUAUGGCAACGAGGCCUUAAUGGUCAACCAAUGGGAGAAUGUUACCGGAAUCCAAUGUAAUUCUAAUAGUACAAAUUGUCCGAAAGACGGACAUGUAGUUUUGGAAAUUUAUAAUUUUAAGGAGGCUAAUCUUAUUCCUGAUUUGGUUUCUCUGUUUGGAUUGAUAGUGAUUUUUCGAAUGAUUGCUUAUUUGGUACUUUUGUGGAAGACUUAUAAAGAUAAGUCUAAAAUAGAGGAAGAUUGGAUAGUACUGAUGCUUCAGUUAAAGGAAAUGGAGUUAUCUAGCAGUACUGAACAAUUGGUACCAUUGCGUACUUCUGUUGCUGGAACUUCAGAAAAUAAUGAAGACUCUGAGAUAGAAACUAGUGGAUAUUUUACCACCAAAUGUAGAAGUUACUCUAAAUGGUCACCUAUGAAAGAAGGAGUAACUUUGGCUUGGAACGAUUUAACAGUUUCUGCAAAAACUAAAUAUAAUGGAACGCCUGGAUUCAAAAGAAUUAUAAAUUGUGUUACAGGAGCCUUGAAACCAGGUAGUCUUGCAGCACUUAUGGGAGCCAGCGGGGCUGGAAAGAGCACCUUAAUGACUGCAUUGGCUUAUAGACAAACAGGUGACUUGCAAGUAGAUGGAGAUAUACUAAUCAAUGGAAGACCAAUUGGAAGUUACAUGAAGUACAUGAGUGGAUACAUGCCGCAAGAGGAUAUAUUCGUUCCAUCAUUGACUGUUCUGGAGCACAUGGUUGUAAUGGCAAAUUUGAAACUGGAUAGAAGAACUAGUUCAUGUGAGAAGAAUAGGAAAAUCAAAGAUAUCUUGAAACAGCUAGGUCUGACGAAGUGUAUGCAUACGAAAAUUGGAGCUGUUGGACAAAGUAAAACUUUGUCUGGUGGAGAGAUGAAACGAUUAGCUUUUGCUACUGAGUUAUUGAAUGAUCCUCCUAUUCUAUUCUGCGACGAGCCAACCACAGGGCUGGACUCAUAUUCAGCACAAAAAUUAGUCAGAAUUAUGAGUCGCAUGUCCACAAUGGGAAAAACUAUUUUAUGUACCAUACAUCAACCAUCUUCAGAAGUAUUUGAGUUGUUCACUCAGCUGAUUUUGGUAACUGAAGGAAGGAUAGCAUAUAUGGGUGGAAGAUCAACAGCAACUGAAUUUUUUGAAAAUAUGGGAUUUGCUUGUCCUUCAUCAUACAGUCCGGCAGAUUUUUUUAUUAAAACAUUAGCGACUCCAGGAUAUGAAACAAACAGUAAAAUGGCUGUUAAAAGGAUAUGUGACCAUUUUGCUGUCAGUGAUUUUGCAAAAGAAGUGGACGUUGUGGUGCAGUAUGAGUUUCAUAUGGGUAGAGCUGGUAUAAUUCUAAAAAGAGUUAAUUAUUUCUAUUUUAGUAAGGAACCAUUUUGGUGGCAAAAAUUGUACUGGCUUACUUAUAGAUGGUGGAAAGAAGUUCUUAGAGAUCCUUCCGUACAACGUAUGAGAAUAUUACAGAGAGUGAUAAUUGCUCUCAUAGUGGGAUUAGUUUAUUAUGGUAUAGACCCGCUAACCCAAAGAGGUGUUCAAGCAGUGCAAGGCUGUAUUUUUAUUUUUGUCGCUGAGAAUACCUUCUACCCUAUGUAUUCCGUACUGGCAGCAUUUCCAGAAAACACGCCCUUAUUUUUAAGAGAACACCGAAGCGGUUUGUAUCACCCUGCAACAUAUUACAUAUCAAGAAUAAUAGCUCUGCUUCCCGGAUUCAUAAUCGAGCCCCUCCUCUUCGUGUUGAUCGCUUAUUGGAUAUCGGGAUUGCGCCGGACUUCCUAUGCAUUUUUCAUGACGUCCCUAAUUGCUACGCUCACUACGAACGUGGCCUCGGCCUGUGGUAUAAUGUUUUCGAAUGCUUUUGAGUCGGUGCCAAGGGCCAUGGCUUAUUUAGUACCUUUCGAUUAUGUGCUGAUGGUAACGUCUGGACUUUUCGUUAAGAGAGGGACUAUCCCCGUUUUAAUGUCUUGGACAAGAUAUCUGUCUUGGUUGAUGUAUUCCACAGAAUCCUUAAGCAUUUUGCAAUGGAAAGGAGUUAGAAAUAUUAGUUGCGAGACGCGCCAAGACGGCACUCUGCCCUGCCUGACCGACGGCCCAUCAGUCCUGGACAAGUACUCUUUUUCCGAGGCUAAUCUCGGCUGCGACGUAUGGAACAUGAUUUUUCUGCUGAUCGCCUUCCAUUCGCUCGGCUAUUUGUGCUUGUGGUGGAAAACCAGGAGGAGAUAAGGAGUCUAGGGCAGAGAAAAAUUCUCCCAUUUUCGAAAUCCGGCCAUUUUUUUCGGUAUCGGUGAUUUUGGGGGGAAAGGUUAAAGGUGUGGCUUAUUGGAGGAAAUGAAUUGGAUUAUGGGGUGUUUUAUUAGAAAAAAUGUUUGUUAGAUUAAAAAAAAAUUAUUGGAGGUCACGAAAUACUGUUAGUGAUAUUUAA